Nematocida parisii ERTm1 is the source of this 378-nucleotide messenger RNA. RefSeq lists its product as uncharacterized. The record is from RefSeq and is a predicted model, not a curated record. Lineage: Eukaryota; Fungi; Microsporidia. The transcript has a single exon. Bases 1 to 336 code for a protein of 111 amino acids.
AUGACCACCCCAGGACCAGGCCGACAGCACACUCCGCUAAAAGACAAGACAAACACGCUCCACACAGAGAAUGAAGCAAAACGAAUCAGAGAAAAAGAAGCAUUCCCACAACAAAUCACAAAUCCGAGUUUCAUACAGUCCAUAGAGGGCACUGAUAUACACAGCAGUCAUAGGAAUGAAAAUGAACUGCAGAAUAACAAAAUUAUCUCAUGUAAUACAGAAGAAAUUGAGUAUGCUUAUCCAUAUGAAGAGUAUUUAUUAGAGAAUAUUGAAGAUAUUCACAAAGAAUCUGAUCUGCUUCUUGAGGAUAUAAUAAAUCCUUAUUUUCGGAUAUAGCCAAAAGUCAGAAUAGGAUUUUAUUCAAAUAAAUGAACUGUA